Messenger RNA from Anopheles maculipalpis, 5986 nucleotides. RefSeq names its product AF4/FMR2 family member lilli (gene lilli). Lineage: Eukaryota; Metazoa; Arthropoda; Insecta; Diptera; Culicidae. The transcript is spliced from 15 exons. Gene Ontology annotation, cellular component: super elongation complex; nucleus. Gene Ontology annotation, biological process: regulation of gene expression. Bases 91 to 5838 code for a protein of 1915 amino acids. The record is from RefSeq and is a predicted model, not a curated record.
UCGAUUGAUUGGCAGAUCAAUCCACCGUCUUCAUCGGCACUGUCGUCCGCGUCGUCACACCGGACGACCGGCGUAGUCGGUGAAUUGGACAUGAACAAAUCGCUAUACCCAAGGCACGACGAUGAGCAUGAAAGGAUGGAGCGGAGAGAACGGGAUAAACAAGCCCGUGCCCAACUACAGGCCGAACGGGAACCGGAACCCACAGCACCACUAUUUGCAGCACCGGUUAAAGUGCAAAGUCCAUCUGACAUGGACAUGCACAUCGCACAGCGACUCGGAAGCUUUGAAGCAGCUAGAAAGCACAUCCUGGAACCGUCCACGUCGUAUCAUGUGAUCGGUAUUGCGCCAACUCCUUCGACGCCUCUACGUCCCUCGAGCGUGAUGCCCAGCCUGGUCUCUGGCAGCCAUCAUCGGUCGCUUCCACCAAAAACCAAUAGCAAUAGUAGUAGUACCAUUAGCAAUAGUAUCGCCAACUUCGUCAAGCCGGCCGACAAUCGGUCAAUGUACAAUGGACGACCAUCGUCGCUGUCGGGGACGAGCGCGGCACGAAACAAUGUACCAGCCCAUUACUCGUCCUCGACUUCCUCAUCCUCUUCCGCACCGGGGUCGUUCAAUAAACAUGAGGUGCAAGGAUUCUCAUCAAAAGGGCCGCCCUCGUCCGUUCCACCUUCAGCGAUGAACGGGCUAACUUCGUCGGGUGGAAGUAUUGGCAGCAAUAGCGGCAGAGGAGGACCAGGCAGUGGUGGCCCAUCCUUCGGCAGUGAUAAGUUACCCUCGCAAAUGUCCAACGGUCGAUUGCCACAGGUUGCAAAUGCAAAAAUGCCUAGAGUAACUUCAAGUGAUAUUUCAACUCCGCUCAAACAGGGCAGCAACGUAGAGAAAAUUCUGCACGAGAUGAAGAAGAACAUCUAUACCCCGUUGACGGAGAUCGGGGCCACACCGCGUAAGGAGUCAGAAUCGAAGUUUAGCUUCAACAACCCGAGCGCAAACACGAGGCACGUUUAUGCCACCCCGCCACUAUUGGGAUCCCUGAAACCAUUAUCGGGAGGUGCCACGAAAUCGUCCCUUUCCGGAAUGACGAUGCUUCGUCCACUGGGCUCCAACUUAGAGGACGAUAAUCAAAACAAUGGUUCGGAUAGUGAUGAUGGUGGCGAUGGUGAAUCAAAGAAACGAAAUUCUAGUGAUACCUCAUCGAACGAAAGCGCAGAGGAAUCUUCAAGCGAGGACUCCAACAUUGGCAAUAAGCGGAGAGGAAGCAUCCCCAUUUUAAGCGGUCCAAUGGGUGGCGCAGUAAACGGGAAUGUUGGUAGCAUAGCAGGAGCAGAAAUUGGAGUGACUGAAACGGCAGGCCCAGGAGGAGGAGGUGGUGGUGGUGGUGGUGGUAGUGCGACUGGUAAUAGCAGUCCCGUGCGGAGACCCAGCGAUUGGUCGCUUUUAAACUUCCUUAAACAGCCAACCAGCAGUAGUCAACAAGUGCCAACAAGCGAAAGUGCCCCUCAUACUGGUGGUGUUACCGGGGACCGCUCCGGUUCGCAUCAUCAUCAACACCAACUCCAUAAUCUGCCACAUGCGCUCGAGGAAAACUCCAUAUCAUCUCCAUUGCGGUUGCAACGAUUGAGCGGUGUCAAUGACGCUGGGCAUGGAUUCAUUGCCUCGCCGAAUGCAGAUGGUGGACGUUCAACAGCUGGAGCGCCGGUAAAAAAUGAACCCCUGCAACCGCUAGAUGACGACCACCUGUCAAAUGCAAGCAGUAGUGCGAGCAAUGGCGAAUUGCCCGCGGGCCAGGGUUUACCUUCGUCCAGUAUCAAUGCAUCAUCCUCUUCGUCGUCGUACGUAAAGCAGGAACCGUAUCCCAGCGAAAAUAGUGCCUCGCCUCCGCACGGUAUCAAAAGUGAGCUAAAGGAUGACGUCGCCGACCGGUUAUCGUUGUCUAGUCCCACGAAAAGUCCGGAGCAACAACAACAUCAUCACGUUGGUAGUUUUAGCCUUCACAAUCGUCAACAGCAACAACACCUAUUCGGUCCCAGUAUCGUCGAACAGGAAGAAGUGAUAUGUGCCCUUCAGGAAGCCAAAGAGUUUAGCCUGAGUUUAGCCAAACCUAUCUCAAGCAUGUCGGAUUCCGAUUCUGAUGACGCAGAUAUAAUACCCCCUAUGGUCGGCGGCGAUCUUGAGCAACAUCGUGUAAACCUGCAUCACGUUAACCCGCAUAUAUCUCAUCAGCCAGAAAGUGAUCCGGUAUUGGCUGGCAAUGGUGUUGCACUAAUGUCGGUACCAUCUACAAACGUAACGAAGAAGAAAAAGUGGAAACGUAAGCUAAUUACCGGUUCCGGGAACGAGCGAGAACCUCGCGAUUGUUCAACUAGUAGCAGCGAAGACGAACGAUAUGGUGCUACGAGACGAAGUCGAUCGCAGUCCUUUGAGAAGGACAAAACACACAUGAAGGCACGCGGUCGUGCUCGCAAAGGACACAAAAGUAAUACUCAUAGUAGUGGUGGAUGUGGAGGUGGUACUACGAGCGCGGCAUCCAGUGCACGUUACUCCGAUGCAGACUCGAUAGCAAGCGGUAGUGGCCACCGAUCCAGCAAAACUUCAUCACACGGAUCGACACCAACGAAAAAGAGUGGCGCUUCGUCGGCGGUUAAUUCCAUUGGGUACGCUCACGGGGCAAGCGAUUUAGGCGGAAUCGCAGGUAUAAUGAGCCCUCCAAUUAGCAUACCGUCGGUGGAUAGAAUUGUUCUGUCGAAAAAAGUAGCCUCCCGCAAGUCACGCUCGUCGAAAAUUCGCAGCAGCGAAACGGUGCUUUCCACGGAGAGUAGUUCCUCGUCGUCUGGUUCGUCUGUUGAAGCCGGUGGACGUGUAUCGUCGGAGGAUUCUGCCGAUUCCGAUUCGGGACAUGAAAGAUCUACCCCGGUACCGGUUGAGAUUGGCCCGGUUGUACCAGCGCCGAAGAUGAAAAAGCAUAAAACAAAGAAAAAACUCGAUAAGACGACGGUGCCUGUUGACGGUCUUACGGCUAACAUAUCGGCCAGCAAGGGAAGCAGACCGGCGAUUGCUAACGAUGUUGCGAUGAAGAAUGGACCCAGCAAUGGUAGUGCAAGCAGCCGAAGUAACAAUAACUAUCACCUGCACAACCUUUCUUCCGAGAGCAAUGAUGAGGGUCCUGCCGUAAGUUCGUCGCCGUUUGAAAGCAAUGGAGCCAAAGUGGCAGAAGUGGCAACAGUAGGAAAUUUUCCGAAGAAAAACAGCAAACUGUCAACGAGCCAAACUUUGAUCGAAGAAGAUGAAUCCCGCCUGCCCAACGCCAACGGUAACAAAACGGUCGAUGACGAUGACGAUGACGACGAUGAUCGCUCGGAUACGCACAGCGAUAGUGAUAGCGAUACUCCAACCAAAAAAGAGACGAAGCAAAAUAAAAAUAAGAAAGCGGCUUUGUUUGCUCGCGUGUUUAUAAAUACAGCUGCAGGUAGUGGUGGUAAGGGAAAGGGCGGCAAAGGCAAAGGCGGUAAGGGUAAAGGUCAAGUUUACAUUGACCAUGUGGACGAGCUAAAUGUGACAAAAAGCAAUGGCGCUUCAACGACACCAAAUACGACUAAUCAAACUGGAUCCACCACAGAGCAGCGUCGAUCAACAGCACAACAGCAUAUCACCAUGCCUGAGCUAGUGGGUAAUGUGAACACACCACCGAGACCAUCCUCUGAAACGGGUGAGAGUCCUAGACCAAGCAGUCGAGCGACAGGAGCUGCUGCUGCCGUCUCGCCUACGCUGGACAAGAUGCUUUUCUCACAUACCAGUGGUGCCUUAAGUAACAGCAACCUUUCCCUUGUCUGUCGGAUUGAUCUGAGUCGUCUAGUAAAGAUUCCACCGCCACCACCACAGAUCCGAACACAGCCUGGGCUGCGAACACAUGAUAUUUACAACGCACACCGCAGUGCCUCUUCCGCGCGACAGAAGAGCAAUAGUCCCUACGAUCAACAGCAUGUCAAGCGGCGCCGGAAUUCGGUUGGCCAGCAAGAGCACCAUGAUCGAAGUGGCAGCUCAGUGCACAGUUCCUCCUCAACUCCGAGGCUGCUGGAAGAUCGGGUGAUGUACGGGGGAAGUGUUCCAUCUCGUGGUCUGGCGGACGAAUGUUCUCCGGUAUUAGAAAAUGGUGUAUCGUUGCGACAUCGAAGCAAUUCCAUUAACAGCGAUCACAGUGGUGCCGCACAAAAGGCCCGCGACUAUCGUGGUGGAAUGGAUGCUAGUUAUGGUGGAAGCAAUUCACCUUCGAUACAUCCGCGACAUAAUCAUCUAACUGCCUACGGUAACCACCAUCAUCAUCUUGGCAGUCAAGCUGAAAACAGCUCUAAAGGUGUGGAUAAUGAAAAAUACGACGAGAAGUUGUUGACGAAAUCCGAAAAGCUCAACUACGACGAACAACGCCUUAAAGAGGAUAAAGCAUCCUCUUUGCUGUAUGCCGAUAGUCGUGGGAAGGGAAAAUAUUCGAGCUAUGGCGGAGUUAUCAAACAAGAAGGCAAUGUGGGAGGGACACAAUCAUUGAUCAAGCAAGAGUACAACAGGGAUGACCUUCUGGUGGAUGGUAAGCUAGGGAAGCAAACUGUGGGACCUAUCAUGACAAACGGUACGAUAGGAGAGGGAGAAUCCAUCGCUCCAUUGGGUGGAAGUGGACGUACGCGUAAGCGGUCCACCAGUGCUGGAAGCAACAACACGUAUAAGGAAAAGCGCCGAAAAAAGGAUAAAUCAUCCUCCAAUUCACAGACUGAUCAACUAGAACAACUUCCUCCGACCAAUCAUGACCGGUUAGACGAGUGCCCUCCAGGUGCGAACUCGGGAAGGACAGCAAUAGCACCGGAGCGAAGCUCCAUCGGUGGACAACAACAUCCGGCAGCAUUGCAUCACAGCAAUUCCAAUCAUCAAGUUCAGCAGCAACAAUUGUUAUCGGUCGGUCCAGGCAAUGGAUUUGAUGCAAGCAAUGCACCAAUCACGGACAGUAUCGGUGUUGGACCACCAGUUGAAGUUCCGGUACAGAUAAAGAAAGUGUAUGUGUCGUAUUUCGAACGUAACGAGGAAGUACCGGAAAUACGGGACCAAAGCCGUUUUCUGUCAGAAGCUAAGCGAUUAAAGCAUGCCGCUGACCGAGAAGGAGAUCAUUUAGCGCAAGCAAUGCUGUACCUGGAAGCCGUGCUGUUCUUCUUACUCACCGGAGACACGAUGGAGCGCGAUCCAAUAACCGAAAAAGCUGCCUUUACGAUGUACAAAGAUACGCUUUGUUUAAUUAAAUUCAUUUCGUCCAAAUUUCGUAGCCAACUUCAGAAUCAAACACCUCAGGGUAAAAUUCAUACCAAGGUGGCCAUUUUAAGUUUGCGCUGUCAGUCGUUGAUAUAUCUCAAGUUGUACAAGAUGCGCCGACUUGAAAUGAAAGAAACGGCAAAGACAAUAGGUGAAUUUAACCACAAAACCAGCACUGUACCGGCUGAGUUGGCUAAUGGAAACACACCAUCACCACUGUCGCCAACUUCGGUCGGAUCACAGAGCUCCGGUUACAGCUCCGGUCAGAACAAUCAUGUUGGAUCUAUGCCACCGAUGAAUUCGUCCCCCGCCCAAUGCAUUAUUAUGCCAAUAAAUGUUCACAAUGCGUAUCAAAAGCAGACCACAUUGUUUACACAUCUUUCCACCUGUCUUGAUCUUUGGGAGCAAGCAGACAGCUUAGUUUCACGGGGGAAACAUGUCGACUUUUUCAUCGAACUGGAUCAUGAAAAUGGACCUAUGACGCUUCACAGCUCGUUACAUAAUGUCGUAAAAUACGUGCAAGCCGGUAUUCAGAAACUGCGGCGCAUGUAACAUUGGGCAUUGUUGGUAGAACCGGUGCAGAAGCGGCUAGAACCAUUCUAGCUAGUUUGCUAAUUCUUAUUGACAAUAAUGAGCAACGAUAAAAAAAAACGAUGAGAGCGGUGCUAAACAUGGAAGGAAACACGAAAAUGUGCAUGUG